AAGUUUACGCUUUCUAUCAUGCAAAUAAAACUACUGAAGAAACCGAACAAUGUAGAACUGCCCAAAGACAAGUAUAUACUCGCCGUAUUGUAGUUGAAACUAUUGAAGAAGCUGAGUGUCGCAGAAGUGUCCAGAGACAAGCACAU
This is a messenger RNA of Racocetra persica, 146 nucleotides long. The record is from the annotation of a GenBank genome assembly. Lineage: Eukaryota; Fungi; Glomeromycota; Glomeromycetes; Diversisporales; Gigasporaceae.